Molecule: messenger RNA, 1300 nt
Organism: Orycteropus afer afer
Lineage: Eukaryota; Metazoa; Chordata; Mammalia; Tubulidentata; Orycteropodidae
Gene: GDF11
Product: growth differentiation factor 11
Biological process (GO): SMAD protein signal transduction
Cellular component (GO): extracellular region
Molecular function (GO): cytokine activity; growth factor activity
Source: RefSeq, a predicted model, not a curated record
AUGUCACUUCAAGGCCAGUCCCUGGAGAAGCAUAUUGUGGUUGGUAAAGUCAGUGAAAAAGAGGAAGACUCUCAACGAGAUGGACUGAUGCACGUGUGCGUGUGGCGGCAGCACAGCCGCGAGCUGCGCCUGGAGAGCAUCAAGUCGCAGAUCCUGAGCAAACUGCGGCUCAAGGAGGCGCCCAACAUCAGCCGGGAGGUGGUGAAGCAACUGCUACCCAAGGCGCCACCGCUGCAGCAGAUCCUGGACCUGCACGACUUCCAGGGCGACGCGCUACAGCCCGAGGACUUCCUGGAGGAGGACGAAUACCACGCCACCACAGAGACCGUCAUUAGCAUGGCCCAGGAGACGGACCCUGCAGUGCAGACAGAUGGCAGCCCUCUUUGCUGCCAUUUCCACUUCAGCCCCAAGGUGAUGUUCACAAAGGUACUGAAGGCCCAGUUGUGGGUGUACCUGCGGCCAGUGCCCCGCCCUGCCACUGUCUACCUGCAGAUCUUGCGACUGAAACCUCUAACUGGGGAAGGCACUGCAGGGGGAGGGGGUGGAGGCCGGCGUCACAUUCGUAUCCGCUCACUCAAGAUCGAGCUACACUCACGCUCAGGCCACUGGCAGAGCAUCGACUUCAAGCAGGUGCUACACAGCUGGUUCCGCCAGCCGCAGAGCAACUGGGGCAUCGAGAUCAACGCCUUUGAUCCCAGUGGAACAGACCUGGCUGUUACCUCCCUGGGGCCAGGAGCUGAGGGCCUGCAUCCUUUCAUGGAGCUGCGAGUCCUAGAGAACACAAAACGGUCCCGGCGGAACCUGGGCCUGGACUGUGAUGAGCACUCAAGUGAGUCCCGCUGCUGCCGAUAUCCCCUCACAGUGGACUUUGAGGCUUUCGGCUGGGACUGGAUCAUUGCGCCUAAGCGCUACAAGGCCAACUACUGCUCCGGCCAGUGCGAGUACAUGUUCAUGCAAAAGUAUCCCCACACCCACUUGGUGCAACAGGCCAAUCCAAGAGGCUCUGCUGGGCCCUGCUGUACUCCCACCAAGAUGUCCCCAAUCAACAUGCUCUACUUCAAUGACAAGCAGCAGAUUAUCUACGGCAAGAUCCCUGGCAUGGUGGUGGAUCGCUGUGGCUGCUCUUAAGGUGGGGGACAGAGGAUGUUCCCCCACAGACCCUGCCCAUAGACCCCCAUACCCCCAUCCCCUAGAGCUCCCUCCACCUCUUCCCAUGAACUUCACACCUUAUUCCCUGCCCAAGCAGUGUGCAAUACAACAGAGGGAGGCAGGUGGUGGUUGAGGGGUGAGUGGUUUGGGG